AUUCGUUGCACCGUUCAACUGUUAGGAUCUUCUUGAUUUAGAAAAGUUUGGACAAUUUUUACUGUGUUUUUUUUGUUUUUGAAUUGUGGAUUAGCGUGAAGUGUAUUUUUGUGAUUCGCAAAAUAAUUGUGAAUAGUGAGAAGAAAAAAUGUCACGAAGCUUUUUGGUGGAUUCGUUGAUUGGGAAUAAUUCACCACCAAAUUAUCCCUUGCCUUAUUAUGCGGGCAAUCAAAUUCCCAACUAUAUGUUCAAUUUAUUUAAUUUGGGUCUUGGAUAUCAUCCGGUUAGACCAGUGCCGAGACCGCCAACUUUGCCCGUUGUUCCCGUGCCAAUUUGCAAUCCUCAAACUAUUGUUGGACUUCCAAUGAGCGGUCAGAGUCCACCUUCGCCGAUUAAUUCAUCCGCUAGCAGAUUAUCUGAUUUCUCAGCAGCGAAUACAUCGCCAUCGCGUCAAAGCAAUUCACCAACUCCACCGCCAAAAUCUCCGAAUUCCAUUAACAGUAGUUCGAAACGAAUUAGAACCGCAUUCACCAGUACCCAAUUACUUGAACUUGAACGUGAAUUUUCCGCCAACAUGUAUCUCUCGCGUCUAAGACGAAUUGAAAUUGCAACAAAUUUACGACUCUCUGAAAAACAAGUGAAAAUAUGGUUUCAAAAUCGUCGUGUCAAAUACAAGAAGGAGGAUUUACCAACUGGACAAACUGGACAAAAAUGUUGUUGUCUACGUACAUGUGGCAAGAAAAAAGAAGACGGAUGCACUGAUGACAAUGGAAAAUGUGAAAAUUUGGAAAUGAUGACAAUGAUGAGAAAACGAAGUAGCGACGACGAUGAUUAUGAGGAGGCGGAUGUGGCGGAAGAUGAAGAUGAUGAGGGUAGCGAGUCAGGGAAAAUUGUAGGUGAAAAGGUGAAGGAGAGAAGAACGUCGAUCGAUGAUUCCAAGAGCAAUAUUACUACCUCGAGUAACGUCGCUAUCGAAGGAUCUGAAUUUUCGUCGACGAUGGCAGCGGGUCGUAUUUCCUUUGUCGAGGAGUUUCCCACUACAACUAAUUCACCAACAUCGUCCGUUGUUGAUGCAAAGUCCAAUUGGCAUCCUUUUCGCUAUCCACCUCUCGUUUCAAACUCCUUGAGACAAGUUGAUGUACUGGACUCGAGCCGUAAACGAACUUUGGAUUCCUAUCAGGAAUCGACACCAAUCGAAAAAAGAAAAAGAAUUGAUUCACCAUCUUAUUCAACUGUUCUCAGUAUGCAAACAACGACAAUACCAACGCCGCCAAUUUUCACUACUAUUUCCUGCACUAAACACACUGUCGAAAAUAUUGUCAAUUCUUAAGCAAAUUAAAUUUUUUUUUAAAAUGUAUUUAUAAAAAUUUUUUAACAAAAAAAAAAUUGAUUCAUAAAAUGAAAAUUUGUAAAUAUUGUAUAUGAAAAUGUAAAAUGUUUUUUAAAAUGAAAUAUUUUUAAGAAUAAAAUAAUUAUAUAUUGAA
Molecule: messenger RNA, 1484 nt
Organism: Leptopilina boulardi
Lineage: Eukaryota; Metazoa; Arthropoda; Insecta; Hymenoptera; Figitidae
Product: GS homeobox 1-like
Exons: 2
Coding region: 149-1330 (393 amino acids)
Biological process (GO): regulation of transcription by RNA polymerase II
Cellular component (GO): nucleus
Molecular function (GO): DNA-binding transcription factor activity, RNA polymerase II-specific; RNA polymerase II cis-regulatory region sequence-specific DNA binding
Source: RefSeq, a predicted model, not a curated record